GAAUAAACCCUUCAAGAGAGUGUCACCUGGCCAAUGUAGGGGCCUAACGGAAACUGUUGCACAAACGCACAUCUCUGCUUCUGGCGUAAGAUCGAGGGAAAGCUAAGAUGUUUGAGGAAACUAUGAUAUAAAAGAUUGCGCUUAUCGCGGCACCGCUGCUCGAUUCUCAGUGAAUUUAACAUAAUAAGAUGUUUAGGUUUCCCAAACACCACAUCAAUAAUUUCGACACCACAAAGUUACGAGGAUUUACAAAUCCGGUUAGACAGAAGGCUACUGCGGUCGGUUGAAACAGAUACCUGACCAUUGAGCUUUAAGAAGCACCCAUUUUUUAUGGCUCCACCGGCAACAUCAACAGCGUCAACGUCGCCACUGCUGCUACCAACACAAACGCUUUCGAGCUGCCACCUCUUACAGUCGACGCAUUGGGCCAACUUUGCGUUACUUCGGCGGUGGUAGUAACCAACCCAGCGUUGACCAGCAACAGUUGCCGUAGGCGUUUGAAGGCAAUUCCUAUGCUAAAGUUACUAUACCCGAUAUGUUUUUCGCCAAACAAGUGGUCUCUAAUUUGCAUCGUAAAAAAAUCGGCCAUAAACGCAUGUUAGUCUCGUAUACGCGCGACUCUUCACUCACGGAAAUCAACACGCUGCGUUGUCAAGUAGCAGGACUACUUAAGAAUAUGCCAUUUUGGAUAGAUCCCAUUUGGGCCCAUAACCCCACCGAAGAUGCAGCGUCACAAAAUGCUUUGCUCAAUAUCAAAUUACCGGAAUUAAAAUCAUUUAAUGUAUUGCCGAUGGUUUUGUCACCCUAUACCCUCUCUAAGGCCGAAAAUAUGAAGCAAAAGUUAUUCAAUUUUGAAAAUCAUGAUAGAAAAAUAGCCUGAAAAACUUGCAAGCAAUUAGAGUGGAAAUUUGGUCUUAAAUUAAAAUUUGUGCGUCGAUAAGUUUGUCUAGAAAAUUCGAUUAGUUUAAGCCUUUUAUUUAUUUAUUUCUUUUUUUUUUAAUUAUAAGGAAAUUGUAAUGUUACCGCGCGACAUUGAAUUGAAUUGUUUCGUAUGUGUAGCAAAUAUUGAAGCGCUGAGAUAAAAAUAUUGUUAUUGUAAUAAAUAUCUCGAAAAUAUUUGGUAGGGAUCUAAAGAUAAAAAUAUUUUAACCUCAAUCAAUUCAAUUAAGUAAAAAUAUUUAAAUACCAAUUUUAAAUAUUGUAUUUAUUGUAGUAAUGCAGCAACAAAUA
Molecule: messenger RNA, 1230 nt
Organism: Anastrepha ludens (Mexican fruit fly)
Lineage: Eukaryota; Metazoa; Arthropoda; Insecta; Diptera; Tephritidae
Exons: 5
Coding region: 536-880 (114 amino acids)
Source: RefSeq, a predicted model, not a curated record